UCAGACACACUCCACAGAUCUCAUGGCUCCUGCCGUGAGCAUGGAAGGCACGACGAAGGCACUGCUGGCGUACGUCGCGGUGGCGUUGUCGCUGAUCCACGCCGUGACGGCCGCGGAUUACGUCGUCGGCAACCCGGGCGGUGGGUGGGACGGGAGGACCGACUACAAGUCCUGGGCUGCGGCCCAAACGUUCGCUCCAGGAGACACCCUGACCUUCAAGUACAGCUCGUACCACAACGUCCUCGAGGUGACCAAGGACGCCUUCGAGGCGUGCACGACGACCAACCCGAUCUCCUUCGACAACAGCGGCAGCACCACCGUAGUGCUCACCAUGCCGGGCACGCGCUACUUCAUCUGCGGCGCGCCGGGGCACUGCCUGGGCGGCAUGAAGAUGGAGAUUGAAGUCGCACACCGCCCCGCACCCACCACGCCCAGCUCCCCGCCGCUGCCGCCACCGCCGCCGCCAGCGGCGCGCGACGCGAAGAGGCGGCCUGCACUGGCGCCAACGGCGCUGUCACCGGCCCCCAUGCCGUGGGCUCCAGCGCCGGCGCCCGCGGACGCACCGCCGAGGCACGCGGGGCACAAGAAGCAGCACAAGAAGAAGAGGGCGUACUGCGCGCCUGGAACCCUGGUUGCGCCGGCGCGGCCCCCCACGGUGCAGGCCGUGGAAUCUCUUUUCCCGUUCGCGGAGGUGGCCCCGAUGUCCUCGACUCCGCCACCGCCGGCAACGUCGUCGGGCGGGCCUGCCGUGCCGCGAGCUGCGCGGGGAGAGGCUGCCGCGGCGCUGGCCGCUCUCGUCGGGUUCAUGCUUCUAGCCCUGUGAACGAACCGGAGGUCUUCGAGAUUUCGACGAGACCAUCACGUCACGCGCACGUUUCAUUUGCUUAAUUUCUGUGGUGUUGUUAUUAGAUUAUGAUGAUGUGUGAUAUGCGUAAAGAGUUGGGAAUAGCCGUA
Molecule: messenger RNA, 954 nt
Organism: Panicum hallii
Lineage: Eukaryota; Viridiplantae; Streptophyta; Magnoliopsida; Poales; Poaceae
Product: uclacyanin 1-like
Exons: 2
Coding region: 23-823 (266 amino acids)
Cellular component (GO): plasma membrane
Molecular function (GO): electron transfer activity
Source: RefSeq, a predicted model, not a curated record